CCAGUAUGAAGGAACAGUUCCUCCUCGGGCGGCGGCAGCAGCAGCAGCAGCAGCAGCAGCAGCAGCAGCAGCAGCAGCAGCAGCAGCAUCUACCGCCUUUAGUGAUGAGUCGUCGACAUCUUCCGACUUUGCGAAGCCUAUUCAACCCAGCUUGAAACAAGAUCCAUUUUCGGAUGAACAGCAAAUCUAUUCGCCCUCCAUCGUUCCCACAAUUCACACUCACCGGCCGCGCGGAAGCAACGGGACAAAUUAUGCGUCAAGCCUUGACACGACUCGACUGCCUCAUCCACAGCCAGUUGAUUACAUUCAUCAAUCAUCUGAUCGAACACGACAUUCGUUUGAGAGGGUACAACAUGGUUUUGGAGUGACCAACGACUAUUCAGCAGGAGACCUGACAAGAGAGUCAUCCUUUGCUGGUGCCCAAGAACCGCAUAGCCCUCUCCAUGGUGCUCACGACCCUCCUUUCCAUGCCAUAUAAUCCCGUCUCUUAUCUUACAGCGUACAUAGCUCGAUAUCUUCCGCGCCUUUCGUUCUUAAAUCCCUCUUUUGCCCAAUGUUUCCCUUGACGAAAACCCUGUCUCCUUUUUCUGUCCAUGCAAUCAAUCUGUUACCCAUUUCUGUUUGACGAGCAAAUUCCCAUAUUCCCCGAUAGAAGGCGUUCGGUUCGGAAUUGGAUGGAGGUCCGGCGCAAAUGUGUCUUUUUAUCUUGUUUUAUAACUUUUGCAUUGCUUUCAUCAGCGCCUGGGGUCACCCCCAGUUCUAUCGUUCUACUUACACUGAAGGCCCUAUGUGAUGACAAUAGGCCUGAAAGUCUUCACACAAUCCCUUUCCUUCUAAUUCCUGUACAAAGCCUUUUUCACCAAAUGCGCAUUCACUCAAGGAACUUUCCUCUUUUAUCCCUUCUGUUCAAUUGAUUUCGAGCAUCUCCGCAUAUGUUUCUCUUGGAUUGGUACUAGUACUUCGGAGCCGGCACGUGGAAACGAAUCAUAUGCGGGGUGGAGGUUAUGGGUCUUAUGUAUUCUACUGAAGAGCUCAAUGAGUACUGCUGAUACGGGUAUCACUUCCGUAAGUCUGCUUUGUAUCCACCUUGAUAUUGGUGAGUGUGUGUAGAUUUAACAUCGCUCCUGGAGCUG
Aspergillus welwitschiae is the source of this 1133-nucleotide messenger RNA. RefSeq lists its product as uncharacterized. Lineage: Eukaryota; Fungi; Ascomycota; Eurotiomycetes; Eurotiales; Aspergillaceae. The transcript has a single exon. Bases 594 to 914 code for a protein of 106 amino acids. The record is from RefSeq and is a predicted model, not a curated record.